AUGGAUAGUUCAUUGCAUUCUAUUCAUACUGCAAUUUCUAAAUUUCUGCGGUCAGAUGAAGACGAUCCUUAUUCUCAAUUUAUUCUUCAUUCAAAAACACCUGUUUUUGAGUUGAAUGCUAUCGCAGCUUUUGAAAAUUUAACACAUAGAGAAAAAUUAUAUGCUCAUUACUUAAGUCAUGCUUCUUGGUAUGGGAGUUUAAUAUGUCUCUUUCAGAGUUCACCUGAAUCUCCAAUUAUAUUUUCAUUAGUUUUAAAAGUGUUCGGAGAGCAGCCAAUUGAAGAAUUGAAAAAAACUUCAUUGAGCAAUGGUAUAACUCAUGAAGAAUUUCAGUCCAUUUUGGUUUAUUCUUGUGGAGUUCUCACUAAUUUGGCAAAUUAUAGAAGCCUUGGAAAUUUUAAAUAUAUUCCUGGCGCACCAGUAGGAGUUUUUGAAGGUAUAAUUAAGUCUAGCAGUGCAUAUAAAAAGGAUCCUCAAAAAAUAAUGUCAUUAUGGAAUAGUGUAAAAGUAGCUGUUUAUUCUUUAACUGAUAGAGAAAAGACUUUAGGUUUUCCGGAUAAUGCUGUGUCUACAUUUUUCUCAGCAAAUUGUAAUAAAUCUGAUGCUGAUGUUAUCAGUAAGUUUUUAAACCAUAUCGGUAUGGAGGCAUUCAAUACGAGAGCUUUUAAAACUUUGUUACCUGAUGGAAGUCCUCAUUAUGAAAUUUGCUUGGCAUCUGCUGAAGAAGGAAAUUACCCGAGUCUCACUAAAGAAAAUAUAUUGUUUGCACGUUCACAUUUCAGUGUUACAAGAGGUGAUUACUCGCCUUUAAUGAAGCUUGUUGUAGAAAAUUUGGAAGAAGCAAAACAAUAUGUUGCCAACGAAAUUCAAGAAGCAAUGCUUAAUAAAUAUAUAGAAAGCUUUAAAACAGGUUCAUUGGAUGCUCAUAAAGAUGGAUCUCGGUAUUGGGUCAAAGACAAAGGACCUAUGGUGGAAACAUAUAUAGGUUUUAUUGAAACAUAUCGAGAUCCGGCUGGCGAACGAGCAGACUUUAGCGGUUGGGUUGCAAUGGUAAACAAAGAGAGAUCAACAACAUACCAUAAAUUGGUAGAAUCAUCAAAUUCGAUUCUUCCUACUCUGCCUUGGCCGAAAGAAUUUGAAAAGGAUAAAUUUCUACAUCCGGAUUUUACAUCUUUAGACGUGUUAACAUUUGCCAAUUCCUUAGUUCCAGCUGGAAUUAACAUUCCGAAUUAUGAUUCAAUUAGGCAAAACGAAGGGUACAAAAACGUUACUUUGGGAAACGUUAUUUCAUCGUCGUUUAAAGACAACUCUCUUCAAUUUCUUUCAUCGAGAGAUCAAUUAUUACUUGAAAAAUAUCGGAGUAAAUCAUUUGAUAUUCACGUGGGUCUUCACGAAUUGUUCGGUCACGGUAGUGGAAAGCUAUUUAAAAAAGAUGCACACGGAAAAUUAAAUUUUAAUUUGUCAGCUGUGGUUAAUCCUCUUACCGGACAUAAAAUCGAUAAAUGGUACGAAGCGACGGAAAAUUACGAUUCGAAAUUUAACGUUAUCGCAUCAUCUUACGAAGAAUGUAGAGCCGAAGCCGUGGGCUUAUACCUGUGUUCGAAUCCUCAAAUAUUGAAAAUAUUCGGUUACGAAGGUGAAGACGCAGACAAUAUAAUUUACGUAAAUUGGUUAUCCAUGAUGUGGAAUGUAAUAGCAAACGGUCCUGAAUCGUAUAGUUUCGAGAAACAAACCUGGUUACAGGCUCAUGCCAGAGCUAGAUUCGUUAUUCUCAGAGUAUUGAUGGAAGCCGGAAAUGAUUUUCUGACGAUUGUCGAAACGGAACCAGGAAGAGAUCUUCGUGUAAAAUUAGAUCGUAGUAAAAUAGCAUCGGUCGGAAUGAAAACGAUUGAAAAUUUUUUAUUAAAAUUACAGGUUUUCAAAUCUAUGGGUGAUUUUGCAUCAGCAUCUGAAAUGUACAAUCAUUAUUCGGAAGUGCCAACACACGAAAGUCCUUGGGCAAAUUGGAAAAAAAUUGCAUUUUUACACAUGAAACCGAGGAAAUUAUUCGUUCAGGCCAACACCGAAGUAAUAGAUAACCAAGUCGUUUUAAAACGUUACGAACCUUCUUUUAAAGGCAUAAUAAGUUCGUGGGCCGAAAGAUUUUCGACAAAAGUAAACAUUCAUCAAAUAUUAGAAGAUUUAUGGUUGAAAGAUCAACAAUAUUUCAUUGUUUAG
Molecule: messenger RNA, 2217 nt
Organism: Pediculus humanus corporis (human body louse)
Lineage: Eukaryota; Metazoa; Arthropoda; Insecta; Psocodea; Pediculidae
Product: Dipeptidyl-peptidase, putative
Exons: 13
Coding region: 1-2217 (738 amino acids)
Biological process (GO): proteolysis
Cellular component (GO): cytoplasm
Molecular function (GO): dipeptidyl-peptidase activity; metalloexopeptidase activity
Source: RefSeq, a predicted model, not a curated record